Funneliformis geosporum is the source of this 417-nucleotide messenger RNA. The record is from the annotation of a GenBank genome assembly. Lineage: Eukaryota; Fungi; Glomeromycota; Glomeromycetes; Glomerales; Glomeraceae.
CACUUCGAUAUGUAUCAAGCAAAACCGAAUUUACGAGCAGUGAUGUAAAUUUAAUCUAUGAAAUGUUCAAGCAACGUUUAGAAAGUAGAGCGGAAGAUAAGAAUUUAUUAAAAUCAUCACAAAAUAAGGCUCGACAGCUUUCCCAAGAGUUAGAAGAGUUAGACAUAAGCGAACCGGCAAUCAAAAAAUUUCUCGAUAGCCAAGAUUUAAAAUCAACCAAGGAUAAUGUCGAGCAUGGUCAUAAUAUUUUUAAAGAGAGAAGAAAUAACAAAUUGCUGAUUCAAUUUCAUGAAAGAAUGCGACAAGAUUAUGCUACCCUUUACGAACAAAGUAGAUUUUGCGACGUAACCGUUAAGAUCGGCGAUCAAACAUUCAUGGCACAUUAUUUAAUCCUGUACGAAUGCCUUAUCAAAAAGC